Molecule: messenger RNA, 1215 nt
Organism: Saxophila tyrrhenica
Lineage: Eukaryota; Fungi; Ascomycota; Dothideomycetes; Mycosphaerellales; Extremaceae
Exons: 3
Coding region: 1-1215 (404 amino acids)
Source: RefSeq, a predicted model, not a curated record
AUGGCCGAAGCUUUAGGUCUCGCAGCGUCAGUCAUCGAAGUCUCCAAUGAAGCCUUUGCACUUGGGAAGUAUCUCAUUGGCAUAGUCCAGGACUACCGCAAUGCCCCGUAUGAGAUCAGUCAGAUCGCCAGCGAGCUUUUUGUCUACAGCGAGUUGAUGGGGCCAUUGGCGGAGCAUUUGAAGGCUGGCUCGGUCAACUACAGUGCAGGAUUUAAGCAGAGUGUUGAAAACAUUGCUCGUAAUACAAUAAAAUUGUUCAACGAGCUCGAAGCACUGAUGCCGCCAACCAAAGCAGACGGCACCAUCGACAAAGGCGUCGGCGCGCGACUAACGUUUGCUUUCAGAAAAGGCAAAAUCGCAGAGGUACAGGACAAGGUCUUCCGAAUGCGAGACACUUUUCGCUUCAUCAAGGAGGGCUACGAAGACCAGAUGCGAAGAGCGCAGCCCGUAGGAACCAACGGAAUGCUCCAUGGCGAGCCUGUCACGCUGUCAGGUCCUGGAAGAGACUCCUCUGGCAACCAAGUCAAUUUCUCUGUCACACUUGUCAUGCGUCCGGCGCAGUCUUCAACCUAUAGUUCUGCACCAAUAACAAGAGAGAAGGCGGAAGCUCAACCGCAGCUGCGACGACCGGAAGGCUACCUUCAGGCUCUGCGUCAGAGUCCGUACUUCUCGGCCGGCGUCCUGCUAUCCUCGCCUUCCAGCGGUAUGACGAGGGCGUACCGUGAGGCGCCGAAAGAUCCUGCCGUCGAGAAAAUUGCGGCAAGAGAGUGGGCUCGUAGAAAACCCUCUCCCUAUGCGGCUGAAAGCGGAUACGCUCCUGGGACGGAAUACAUGACAAAGUCCAGAAUGAGCAGAGAGUCGGCAGAAAGUUCGAGCGAGACUGCGGAUAUCCCAGAUGAUGCUGAGGCUGCUAGAGAUGUCGACGCUCUUCUCGCUAGCUGGUUCGGCGGCGACAACGAGCAGUCUACAUCAGGUCGGCCUGCACUCACUGUUGUAGAACCCGAGGAGGAUGAGCACGAAAUCCCUAUGCCGUACUCGAGGACGCCACCACGAAGCCCAAAGACCGCAAGGGCGCCUUCUCCAGCCGGGCAUUAUGUGUCUGGGUCGGACCCGUUUACCUGUGAUUCCUGUAAUCAAGAGGUGAGCAAUAAUGAGAGAAUUGAAUAUGAUCAAGCUAAUAGGAUACCAGAUCCGAGGAACACGCUUCGAAUGUAA